Molecule: messenger RNA, 1080 nt
Organism: Paraphaeosphaeria sporulosa
Lineage: Eukaryota; Fungi; Ascomycota; Dothideomycetes; Pleosporales; Didymosphaeriaceae
Exons: 1
Coding region: 184-945 (253 amino acids)
Source: RefSeq, a predicted model, not a curated record
CGUCUGACUUUCGUUCACUCGCUUUUCACCUGUUGCUUUCGUUGCACUAGUUCCACGCCCUCAUUUUGCUGCCGCCUUUCGUUUGAACCCAUCACAGACUGUCAACACCAACCCCUUAUUGUAGCACAGACUUUGAGAACCCUCCAUAACUCUGGAUCCAUCGCGCUACUUUUACAAGCCACCAUGUCGCUCCGGCUUAUAUCUUUGGCCUUCAUUGCAAGCGCACUCGCAACUCCUCUGGAGAAAUUAGCACGCGACGCUUGCAACGCUUGCAAUCCUUCGGGUGCAACUGGAACCAAUCCACCCAGUAUCGGGACCGACCUAAGCUCCCUCUACACGGACGUCUUGGCUUCGGUGAAAGACAUUCAUUUCAGGGCGCGAUCAGCGGAUUCGGUUGAAGCUCGCGACGGCGGGUUUUGCUGCGCGGAGACGCUGGAUUGCGUUAACGUUCAAAAUCUGAACAUUCCCAUGUGUUACGACAAGUUCACCACGAACUUUGCAUUCGCAGAUCGUUCGUAUGGUUCGUUGACGACUGGGAAUUACACGCAAGGCGGUUCGGAGGCGAAUCUAUUCACUGGCCAGUAUUCGAAGGAUGGCACGGAAGGAAACAUUUACUCAGAGGAUCCCGCGGCGAAACCUAACACGGCAACUCUCUCGAUUCCUCCUCAAUGGACCGAAGCUGGUGUUGGUAGUGCGAUCCCCCCGACAGCGAUUGUAGGAAGUGUUUCCGUACCGGCGCAGACAUCUGUAGAGACGACUGCGACGGCAUCGGCACAAAGUUCAGGCCAGACCUCCGCCCCGUCAGGUACUGCUGCAUCCCAGGCAACCGGUUCCGCUACGUCAGGGAAUGAAGCUACUUCCGCAACGUCUACUCCAGGCGCUGCGGAUAAAGGCACUCCUUCGCUUAUUAUGGUGGGACUUGCAGCCCUGUUAUACGCUGUAUAGAGAAAGACACCCUGACGAAUUUGGGAAAAACGAUGAGGAUGAUACCCGUACUUGAUAAUGUUAAUUUCGCUUGUAAAUAUUCGGCGUGCUGUACAUAGACGAUCCGAAGAAUUGCACCACACUGGUAUGACGCAU